AUGGGGGAGCCUCUGGGCUGCUGCGAGCGCGUGGCCAUCAACGUGGCCGGCCGGCGCUUCGAGACCCUCGGCCGGACCCUCCUGCGCUUCCCCGACACCCUCCUGGGGGACCCCCGGCGCCGGCGCCGCUACUUCGACCCCCAGCGCCGCGAGUUCUUCUUCGACCGGCACCGCGGGGCCUUCGGCGCCGUCCUCUACUAUUACCAGUCCGGGGGGAGGCUGCGCAGACCCCCCGACGUGCCGCUGGACGUGUUCCUGGAGGAGCUGCGCUUCUACCAGCUGGGCGACGAGGCGGAGGAGCGGCUGCGCGAGGCCGAAGGCUUCGCGGUGGAGGCGCCGCCGGCGCUGCCGCGGGGGGGGUUGAGGCGCCGGGCCUGGCUGCUGUGCGAGCACCCCGAGAGCUCGCCGGCGGCGCGCGCCGUGGCCCUGCUCUCCGUGCUCGUCAUCCUCGUCUCCAUCGUCGUCUUCUGCCUCGAGACGCUGCCGCAGUUCCGGCCCGGCGGUGACGGUGACGAUGGUGGUGACGCGCAGGUGAGGCCCCGGGGGGGGUUGGAGGUGUCGUGGUUGUUGUUGUCAGGGUUGGUGUUGUCAGCAGGGUGUGGGCUUGUUGUCACCAUCCUCAGUGUCCCCAUUGUCACCGUCAUCAUCCUCACCAUCCUCAGUGUCCCUGUUGUCACCAUCCUCAUCCUCACCAUCCUCAGUGUCCCUGUUGUCACCAUCAUUGUCCUCAUCAUCUCCAGUGUCCCCAUUGUCACCAUCCUCACCCUCACCACUCUCAGUGUCCCUGUUGUCACCAUCCUCGUCCUCAUCACCCUCAGUGUCCUCACCAUCCUCGUCCUCGCU
This is a messenger RNA of Neopelma chrysocephalum (saffron-crested tyrant-manakin), 843 nucleotides long. Its product is annotated as potassium voltage-gated channel subfamily A member 7-like. NCBI's taxonomy places the organism in Eukaryota, Metazoa, Chordata, Aves, Passeriformes, Pipridae. The annotation marks the transcript as partial. The transcript has a single exon. Gene Ontology annotation, biological process: potassium ion transmembrane transport; protein homooligomerization. Gene Ontology annotation, cellular component: voltage-gated potassium channel complex. Gene Ontology annotation, molecular function: delayed rectifier potassium channel activity; protein binding. The record is from RefSeq and is a predicted model, not a curated record.